GUCAGUCUGAAAAAUGGCAAAGCAGACUGCCUUGCCCACGAAAUUGCAGAUGAAUUAGAGGAUGAGCCUUGCACCAGCUCCACCAACGGCAUGAGCAUCGUGCCAAGCUCCAAUACUCAGCUCUACGACCUCCCCAAACACACGGACGAUCGAAUGCAAGAUCAACGUGCUCAAAUAUCUCAGCUUGUUGCAGCUGAAGCCAUGGCCGCCUUCCUCAAACUUGGCCUCCCCAUAAUUAUUUUGCUUAUUCUUCAUGGCAUGCCGUUUCUUUCUUAUUCAGAUGGUUGCGGUGAUGAUAAAGAAGAAAAACAGCUCUUCAAAGACAUCAACAGCUACAGGAAGUCGGUACUAAAUCUCCCCGUGUUCAUUCCGAACGCCAAGGCAGCUUGCCUUGCUGACAAAAUCGCAGACGAGUUAAAAAAAGACAAACCUUGCCUUGACGCCCAUUCCUACAGAUACACUCCGGACACCAACCGUCGCCUGAACAGUGCUUUCAAAGACUUCGACAAGCUCCUGAGGCGCUGUCACAUCAAUGUCAGCACCACUGCAGAUGGUGCCAUUUUGCCUGUUUGUGUCGCCAAAUUAGACGAGACUACUGUGCUUAACAACUACAGAAAUUCUCAGUAUGGAAGAUAUCUUAAAGACUCCAACUUCACUCAUGCUGGGAUUGGCUCCGACGAUGACUGGAUUGUCGUGAUUUUGAGCACUAACACGUCGACGGGAAGCUUUUCCGGUGCUCCAAUAUCUUUGGCUCCAAGUUUUCUCGUCAUGGUAAUUGCUUCGUUAUUCAGCUGCUUGCUUCUGAUCAAUAUCGUGUCUGUCUGAGAGCUGAAGCUGCAUGCAUGCAUGCCCAACUGCUGAUGUCUUAAUUUGUCAGAAAAAAUAAAAAUAAAAAAUGAACUCAAAGUUUGUAUUGAGUUCUCCUGUCAGGAACUGUAGAGUGAAUAAGUGUACGUAUUUUUGUAAUUUGUCAGCAUCAAGUGUUGGUUACGUUAAUUUGUUACAUUAUAUAAGCGUAUCAUGUAUAAACAAGGUCAUGACAACGAUCACAUUGGCCUAUGUGUUGGCCAACUCUAUCUUUUAAUUCUUGUUUACAUG
Messenger RNA from Juglans regia (Persian walnut), 1098 nucleotides. RefSeq lists its product as uncharacterized. Lineage: Eukaryota; Viridiplantae; Streptophyta; Magnoliopsida; Fagales; Juglandaceae. The transcript is spliced from 3 exons. The annotation marks the transcript as partial. The record is from RefSeq and is a predicted model, not a curated record.